Molecule: messenger RNA, 3416 nt
Organism: Epinephelus fuscoguttatus (brown-marbled grouper)
Lineage: Eukaryota; Metazoa; Chordata; Actinopteri; Perciformes; Serranidae
Gene: crfb1
Product: cytokine receptor family member b1
Exons: 8
Coding region: 309-1949 (546 amino acids)
Molecular function (GO): protein binding
Source: RefSeq, a predicted model, not a curated record
UGCCGAGAAGGUGAUUAUCUUUUCUGUAUUUGCUAUUCACUCAAAUGAUGCAAAAGGUAUUCGGCAGUACGGCUUUUACUUUGGAGGUAAGAGAGGAAGUAGCAGUGUCUUGUAUCGAAGUUUACGUCAGUGUGCAGUUACAGUCGACAAGUGUUGUUGACAGCGCAGGGAAACCACCAACCCCAGACUGCCUUCCGCUUUUACUUAUCCGACAUUGAAAGAAUGAUCACAGACGAAGUGUGUUGUGACAAUGCAGUCUGCAGAGGGUGAGAUAGACACUCUACCUGGAGCUUUAUAAGGACGACAGGAUGAUCUGUCUGCCUCUUGUCCUCUAUCUCGUAUUUCUUAUAUAUUCUGUGCUUGGUUCCCUUCCUGCUCCAGUCAACCUUUCUGUCAGCUCUGACAAUUUCCACCAUGUCCUGCGUUGGGAUCCUGGGCCCAGCACCCCUCCAGGAACACAAUACAAGAUCAUCAGGAGGUUGAACAAGAAAGAACAAAAAAAGCUAUGGUACUCAAACACAACUUCAUUCAGGCUGAAGCUUCCACGCAACAGAGAGAAGUAUGACCUGUACGUCCAGGCAUUCUACAACCAAAGUCUGUCUCCAGAGUCCAGCAGAUACUCCUUCACUCCUUACGAAGACACCAUAAUAGGUCCUCCAAAAGUCUCACUGGCUGGAUGUGGCAACUGCAUUCAAAUCAACAUUUCACUCCCUGAAGCUGACAGGAGCUCAAAAAUCAGUGAUAUCCAGGAAUUCUAUGGGGCUAAGUUUAAAAUCUAUUGGAAGAAACAUAACGAAUCAACGAAGUCCUUCGUAACACAAAACAAGAGUUAUACUGUCGACAACCUACAGAUUGGCGCAGAGUACUGUGUACAGGUGGACACAAAGAUUAACGUGAAUAAACACACUGUGCCAUCCGCUUGGCAUUGCACCUUCACCAGCAUUGUGGAACCAAGCAGAGACCCUGUUAUUUUAGGCGUAGUUGCUGCUCUUCUGAUUUUUGCUGUCGGGUUCCUGAUGAGCUCCAUCUUCUGCCUCCACUACACUGGAUUCCUCUGUAAACUGAAGGCAGCUCUGCCCAGAGUGCUCAUUGAGGCUCUAAGCCAAGGCUACACCCUGACACCAGAGAGGACAGUCCCUGACAAAAUCUGCAUUAGCAUAGAGACUGAGAAACAGAGGAGGCACAACAAUCCCACAACUCCACAACCUGCCACCAAGGGCACUAACUCUGAUGAGGAGGAUGAAGAGGAGGAAGAGGAAGGGGUCAACGUCUACAUGGAAAGAGAUGCAGAGCUUUCCUCCCUUGACAGUUCCUGCCAGGACUCUAUUGAUGUGUCGUGUGUGAGCAGUAAAGUAGCUGCUUCAGGGAACUCUAGGGGUUUGACUGUGGAGGCUGAGGUGCCGGACACAGAGUUUGAGGUUGAAGUCACACAUGGGGGGUUUGAUCAAGAUAGGGCCAAAGCUGAAGAUGCAGAUGUUUCUUUCAUGCCUGAGGGUCACACUGGAGUCAAGGGACAUGUCACAGAUGAGGUGCAAGAGGAGGAGGAAGAUAAAGAGGUAGUGUGUGACAGCUCAUGCAAUAUCAAUUUGUUCUCAGUCACCCUCGCUGCAUUGACUCUAAGUGAGGAAGGGGAGGAGGAAGAGUCGCAGAAUACAAGUGAGUCUCACACAGACUUUUUGAAACUCUCUGAUCUGGAACUUCUACUGCCCUCAGACUCAAAACAGACCUCAAGGCACACAGAUUCACAGACUGAGUCAGAUCAUCAGACAACUAUGGCACUAAUGCUACCUACACAAAACUUUACUGGAGCUGGCUAUGAAGGCAGAUGUGCAGCCACUUUGUCUGGCUUUCUCAACACCUGUGAUGGUGUGAGACAGCAUGAAGAAACAAAAGAGGAGGGGGAGGAAGAAGAGGAGGAGGAAUUCUCAGGAUACAUGGCACACACAUGAUGUGUUGCUGUAUUUGUAUGAGUAUCAAUAAUGAAUUAAUUCCCAGCAAGUGCAUUCCUUUUUAUUUGAGGAAAAUUCCAACAGAAGAAUUUAAAUGUAACUGCCUUUUCACCCUACUGAGGUUGAGAAGAAGGUACGGGUACACCCGGCAGGACUGAGAGGCUCAGGAGGAGCUUCUACCCUCAGGACACAAAGAUACUGAAUGAUGACUGCUUUAUCCUAAACAUUAACAUUUAUUCAUUUCUACCACUAGGAAAUAUUGAAGGAACUGACAACUAUUCAUUUUACUGAAAUCAUAUUUUAUGAUUUCAUGUAACAAAUAAAAUUAUUGAUUAAGUUGUUGGCAUAACCUAUUGAUGUCUUGUAAAGAGCAUUCUUGUUAACACCCAAGUCAUAAUUACGAGAGUUAUGAAAGUUUGAGAGCUCAGAUGCAUCAGGUAACAGCCUGAAAAGUCAAACAAACACCUACCUACCUACCUUAUGGUAGACAAUGUUGUUUAGUUAUGAUAUGGUUAUCUAAUUAUUUUUCAUAGUAGACAUUUUGACCUGUCAAAGCAGGAUAAGUGCAGCCAUUAUUAAUAACAUUAACAAUAUCAAUGGGUCCCAGUAAGCAUGAAGGUGACGCAACAUUCACAUCACCAUUUUAGGGUAACUGAAGCAAAUCAAUGGAAUUCAGUCAACAUUUCAUUGAUUACACCUGUGCUUUUGUUCCAAAAAUAGGAAUCUAUUCCAUCCCUACAAUCCAUGUCCAUUCAGUAUGAUCUGAAUGUGGCCCUUCUUUUGGUCACUUCAGAAUAUAGAUGGAGUAGACCAGUGAUACUUAACUUAUGCCCUGUGGCUCAUGAUAGAGUGCUUGCCAUGGACUGUAAAAAUAAUGGAAGUAGCUACCAUGAUGUCGCCCAUUGGUUCAUGGACUCCUGUUUUAAAUCCGGUUUCAGGACUUUUGGGUGUCGUAAUCUUGUUUUGUUUUUGAGCAAGCAGUGACCAUAUUUGGGCGAGAGGUUGACACUGUGGAGGACUGAGGGGUGGAUUUGACUGAGAGGCUGGCAUGGUAGCUACUUUGACUGAGAGGCUGAGGGGUGGAUUUGAUUAUUGGCAGACAGCCUGUCUCUCAAAGCAGCAGGCCCUUAAUUAUGUGUAACUUUAAGCCUCGAUAAAAUGUAAACAGGUGAGUUAUGAAAAAAAUAACCCCUGUACAGUUGUUAUGAAGGGGGAAAUUAGCUUUAGAGGCCAAAAUCGUCUUUUGUACCAGGCUGUAAACAUGUAUUUCUGCUGUAAAGUUUGAUAUUUUAACAUGGGGAUCUAUGGUGAUUGAGCCAGCCUGAAGUGGCUGUUCAAGGAAGUGCAGUUUUUUUAUGGCAUUUAUGUGUUGGCUUCAUUUUUAGCCCAGAAGGUUGCCACUUGGUGCUUGCUGGCUCGCUGACCAUUUUCUAAAUCACAAUGAAAAUAAAUUGUUUCACACUGGGA